Molecule: messenger RNA, 1945 nt
Organism: Acipenser ruthenus (sterlet)
Lineage: Eukaryota; Metazoa; Chordata; Actinopteri; Acipenseriformes; Acipenseridae
Product: pre-mRNA-splicing factor 18-like
Exons: 11
Coding region: 117-1172 (351 amino acids)
Biological process (GO): generation of catalytic spliceosome for second transesterification step; RNA splicing
Cellular component (GO): U2-type post-spliceosomal complex; U4/U6 x U5 tri-snRNP complex; U5 snRNP
Source: RefSeq, a predicted model, not a curated record
UUUGACCUGCUUUAAACACCUGUCCCCCGGAACUCUCUGAAUACAGCUUCCUGUUGUGGUUGAACACCAGAAAUGUUACUGUGAAUCCAGUUCCUGGUUUAAUUCUAAGAUUAAACAUGGAUCUUUUAAAAGCAGAAAUCGCGAGGAAAAGGAAGAAUCUCGAAGAGAAAGAGCUAGUUGGCGAGUCGAAAACAUAUUUUAAGCGCAGUGAACUUGCAAGAAAGGAAGAAGCAGAAUACUUCGAAAGAUGUGGUUGCAAGGUUUUUAAUGAGAAGCCAGCAGGAAAGGUACAGAAGAAGGAAGAUAAAGACAAGGCAUCCACUUCCUCCAAUCCAGUGUUGGAGCUGGAACUCACAGAAGAAAAAUUGCCCAUGACACUCUCCCGACAAGAGGUAAUAAGGAGUCUGCGUGAACGAGGGGAGCCCAUUAGAUUGUUUUCAGAAUCUGAUUACGAUGCCUUCCAGCGUCUUAGAAAAAUAGAAUUUUUAGCUCCAGAAGUAAACAAGGGUUUAAGAAACGAUCUGAAAGCUGCUUUGGACAAGAUUGACCAGCAGUAUCUAAAUGAAGUUGUAGGAGGUCAGGAUCCAGGAGAGGAGGACACACAGCAUGACUUGAAAGUCCAUGAAGAAAACACCACCAUUGAGGAACUGGAGGCUUUGGGUGCAUCACUGGGACAAGGUGAUGAUGACAAAGACAUGGAUGUUAUAACCAAGGUGUUGAAGUUCCUUCUUGGUGUCUGGGCAAAAGACCUCAAUGGCAGAGAGGACCAUGUUAAACGUGGUGUCCAGGGUAAACUGACCAGCGCCACCCAAAAACAGACAGAAUCGUACCUGAAACCUCUUUUCAGGAAACUCCGCAAAAGGAGUCUUCCUGCAGACAUCAAAGAAUCAAUAACAGAUAUUAUUAAAUUUAUGUUGCAAAGAGAAUAUGUCAAGGCCAAUGAUGCAUACCUUCAGAUGGCUAUAGGAAAUGCACCUUGGCCUAUUGGUGUGACUAUGGUUGGUAUUCACGCCCGCACAGGCCGUGAAAAAAUCUUCUCCAAACAUGUGGCUCAUGUCCUGAACGAUGAAACCCAGAGGAAAUACAUUCAGGGAUUGAAAAGAUUGAUGACAAUCUGCCAGAAGCAUUUCUCAACAGACCCUUCAAAAUGUGUGGAGUACAAUGCUCUGUGAUCUCCUCUUUAUCUAUUGUGCUUUGUAUGUGUUCCAGAGAAAUGAUGCCCAUGUGGACAGCUCAGAAUUACUAGCAUUAUUCCCAAGAGUGGCUUCCUUUUGUUAGUUUAAUCUGUUUACAUUUCAGUUUUAUGUAAAUUUAAACAGGUUUCCUCAUCAAACACCUGUUUUUGUUUGUUUUUUAAACAAAAAUAGAAGAGGAGAAAUGACUACUGUAUUAUGUAUUAUUUGGUUCUGUCUGUUUGUGAAGAAAAGGCAAAAUUCCAUAAGUUUUACCAUGUCUUUCAAGGAAAUGUUUUUUAGUGUCACAGAUUUAACCUUUAAUGACUAGACAAAUAAUUCCCAUGUCACGGUGAACACAUUACCACACCAGUAAAUGCACUGUUCAUAACUGAGUAAUGCAUGUGUAUUUAGUUAUUAGUCUAUUAGACUCAUGGGAUAAUAAGAAUGAGACGUAAGGUGCACUUGGUGUGUUCUCGCUGGAUAAGGAAUUCAGGCUAUAUUGUAAACUAGCUUCACUGUUUGUUUGUAUGUUUGUUUUUUUGUUUUUUUUAAUCAAGCCUUCAAUGAAAUUGACUUGAUAAGUUUUAGACUAGUAACAUUCUUUUGUUUUGUUCUGUUAACAUUGAAGAAGCUAUGUAAUAUUUGGAUGGAAGGCCUACUGUUACUUUUAAUACUUGGGCUAAAGUAAUUGUCUAAACAAGAUAAAACAUGCUCCUGCACUUCACAGGACUUCCAGAAUAUAUGCAUUUAAUAAAACAAAUGAAAACCUA